AUGAGGAGAGCUGGACUUCACAGGCAGCAUGGAAGAAAUGCCGGAGGAUCUGGAUUCAAAGGAAUGGUUACGAAGUUGUCAAUUGCUGCUGCGGUACUCUUGAUCUGCACGCUCUCAUUGUUCUUCUCUACAUCAAGAACCUCAAAUGUUCAAUCCAAUUUUCGCACAGAGAUCCAUUUAGAAGAACUUUGGAGCAGUGCUGAUUCCGGUAGUUGGAGACCAUCGUCUACUCCGCGAUCUCAUUGGCACCCUCCUCCGAGCAAGAGUAAUGGCUAUUUGCGUGUUCGAUGCAAUGGUGGGCUAAAUCAGCAGCGUACUGCAAUCUCUAAUGCUGUUCUUGCUGCGCGGAUCAUGAAUGCUACACUAGUGCUGCCUGAGUUGGAUGCAAACUCCUUUUGGCAUGAUGAAAGUGGUUUUCAUGGUAUCUACGAUGUUGAGCACUUCAUCCAGACACUGAGGUUUGAUGUAAAGAUUGUAGAAAGCAUUCCAGAAAAUGAGAAAAAUGGCAAAAAGAAGAAAAUAAAGGCAUUUCAGCUCCGCCCUCCUAGAGAUGCUCCUAUAAGUUGGUAUACUACCGACGCACUCAAGAAAAUGAAAGAACAUGGUGCUAUCUAUCUUACUCCCUUUUCACACCGAUUAGCGGAAGAAAUUGACGAUCCUGAGUACCAAAGAUUGAGGUGUAGGGUUAACUAUCAUGCUUUAAGAUUCAAGCCACAUAUUAUGAAGUUAAGUGAAUCAAUAGUUGAUAAGCUACGUGCACAAGGGCCCUUCAUGUCCAUACAUCUUCGGUUUGAGAUGGAUAUGUUGUCAUUUGCUGGAUGCUUUGAUAUAUUUACGCCCGAGGAGCAGAAGAUUCUAAAGAAAUAUCGAGAAGAAAAUUUUGCACCUAAAAAACUUAUCUAUAAUGAAAGAAGAGCCAUUGGAAAAUGCCCAUUGACACCCGAGGAGGUUGGUCUUAUUUUGCGUGCAUUGGGUUUUGACAAUUCUACCAGGAUAUAUCUUGCUGCCGGUGAAUUGUUUGGCGGGGAUCGAUUUAUGAAUCCAUUUCGAAGUUUAUUCCCUAGACUUGAGAAUCAUUCUUCUGUAGAUCACUCCGAAGAGCUUGCUGAGAACACUAGGGGAUUGGCAGGUUCAGCUGUGGAUUACAUGGUCUGCCUUCUUUCUGACAUUUUCAUGCCAACCUAUGAUGGUCCAAGCAACUUUGCAAACAACCUCCUUGGGCAUCGCCUUUAUUACGGCUUCCGGACUACAAUCAGACCUGACAGAAAGGCUCUUGCCCCCAUCUUCAUUGAUAGAGAGAAAGGCCAAAUGACCGGUUUUGAUGAAGCUGUUAGGAAAGUCAUGCUUAAAACAAACUUUGGUGAACCACAUAAGCGUGUUUCUCCUGAGUCUUUCUAUACUAAUUCUUGGCCUGAAUGUUUCUGCCAAACAUCAACAAAGAACCCAGCAGACAAAUGUCCACCAAAUGAUGUUUUAAGUGUUAUGCAUGACCAAUUGAAUAAACAAGUUACAGAUACAAACUCUACAAUAGCUUGA
Lathyrus sativus (Indian pea) is the source of this 1536-nucleotide messenger RNA. The record is from the annotation of a GenBank genome assembly. Lineage: Eukaryota; Viridiplantae; Streptophyta; Magnoliopsida; Fabales; Fabaceae.